GCGCGCGCUCUCGAGAGAGACUAGCGAUCGAUUCGAUUCCGGCUCGUGCAUCAUCGAUCGAUCGAUCGAUCGAAUACCGUCGAGCGAACAGGUUGAGAGAUUCGAUGGAGGAUCGGGGGUUGGAGGAGGUAGAGAAAGCUCGGUUGCUAAGCUUGGCUCUCGAGUUCGGCUCCGACGAGCAGUCCGCCACCAAGUGCUUGGUCCGCCUCAUUUCCCUCUACAGUGACGAAGGUCGAGAGUUUAUCACUGUGGAGCACUGUGGCGAUGACUUUCUAGCAGAACUUGCCGAAACUAUGCAAGAUACCGAGGAUUGGGAUGAUUUGCAAGCUGCGGAAUCAGAAGCUUGUGGAGUUUGGGCUGAUAUGUUUGGCCAAGAUAUCCCUUAUGACGGUGGAUGCAAUGUCGUGCAUGAUGUUACUAUUAUAGAAGAUUCUCCACAACCUGAGAAAAAUCAAACUUUUCUUGAGGUGGAUUCCUCUACUGACGGUGAAGACGAAGAUGAAAUAUUUGGCAGUAAAAUGGGCAGGAAAUCCACGUGCUAUAUUCCUGAUGAAAGCAGAGCACUGUCACUCAAGGUUCGAUAUCAUCAGUUUAAAAAAAAAAGACAUUGCUCUCGGAUUUCGACAUGCAAACAAGGGACUCUGAGUUAUAAGGAAUUGCAGGCCUUGGAUGACAUAGAAUUGGCAAAUGUUGUAAUAUUCGGAAACAAGGUAUUUCGACCAAUGCAGCAUCAGGCUUGUAAAGCUUCUGUAGCCAAGCAAGAUUGCUUCAUUCUAAUGCCCACCGGAGGUGGUAAAAGUUUAUGUUACCAGCUGCCAGCAACUCUUAAACCAGGUGUCACAGCUGUUAUAUCUCCCCUGCUAUCUCUCAUCCAGGAUCAAAUAAUUACUCUAACCCUCAAGUAUGGAAUACCAUCUACUUUCUUGAACUCUCAGCAAACUGCUGCCCAAGCAGCAGCUGUCCUCCAAGAACUAAGGCAAGAUAAACCAUCAUGCAAGCUAUUGUAUGUAACCCCUGAAAGGAUUGUGGGAAACCCAUCGUUUCUCGAGAUAUCGAAAUGCUUGCAUAGAAAGACACAACUUGCUGGUUUUGUUGUUGAUGAGGCACAUUGUGUGAGUCAAUGGGGACAUGAUUUUCGUCCAGAUUAUAGGGGACUGGGAUGUCUCAAGAAAAAUUUUCCAUACGUCCCAGUGAUGGCCUUAACUGCAACUGCCACUCAGCCAGUUCGUGAGGAUAUCCUAAAAGCUCUCAGGAUCCCCCAUGCUCUUGUUCUUGAGACAAGCUUUGACAGACCAAACCUAAAGUAUGAGGUCAUAGCUAAGACCAAGGAACCACUGAAGCAGCUUGGAGAGCUGCUAAAGAAUCGUUUUGCUAAUUUUUGUGGCAUAGUAUAUUGCCUCUCAAAGAGUGAAUGUGUUGAUGUUGCAAAAUACUUGAAUGAUAAGUGCGGUAUAAAGACGGUGUACUAUCAUGCUGGAUUAGCAGUCCGUCAAAGAGUAGCUGUUCAAAAGAAAUGGCAUACUGGAGAGGUCCAGGUUGUAUGUGCUACCAUUGCUUUUGGGAUGGGAAUAGACAAACCAGAUGUGCGUUUUGUCAUCCACAACGCAAUGUCCAAGUCAGUGGAAAGCUAUUACCAAGAGUCAGGGAGGGCAGGAAGAGGUAAUCUACCGGCAGUGUGCAUUGCUCUAUAUGCCAAAAAGGAUUUCAGCCGGGUUGUGUGCAUGUUAAGGAGUGGUCAAGGAUGUAAAACCGCUGUCUUUAAAUCUGCAAUGGCUCAAGCUAGGAAAAUGCAGCAAUAUUGUGAACUCAAGGUAAUCCAAUUUGUGUUCUCAACUUCUCAUUAGUGAUCUCAACUAAGUGAUGCUUCUAUUUUGUGUUUCCACUUUCCACUUUGUUCUAUUGAUUGUUGUUAGUUUUAGUCUGGCAUUUACCAGUUUGGGUGCUGGAUCUUUAGAUGGGUCUGUUGGCAACAUAUGUAAAUCAUAAUGGAACCUUUGGGCUAAACUCAUCUUCCACGUACCUGAAUGGAGCAAAGUCUAUUGAUAAACAUGUGUUAACUCUCUAAUUUGCGAAAUUUUCAAGAUGAGUGUCGGCGGCAAACCUUACUUGCACACUUUGGCGAGUCUUUGGAUCGGAAAGACUGUAAAUACGGUUGUAAUCCUUGCAACAAUUGUCUCAAAGCCUCUUCAUAAAGGUAAACCUUUCAGGUGUCACCUCUCUUGAUGGGCGACAGGUACCGACUGACGCAUGAUCUUGAGCCGCACAGUUCUUCUGGUUCCAUCAUCCGCAAUUAUUGGAAGACCACAUGGUAUUGGAGGGGCAAAGGUCCUUAACUAAGGACACAGAAUUCUUCAGUUGUGAUGGUCUUGUCAUCUCAUGCUUGUCUAUCAUCUAUUGUCAUGUUCCUUGUCUGGAACUAAUUAUUUUCGUAAGGGGAAAGAAAAUGUGGCCCAACAUACAAGCCGCCGGAGAGGCAUAUGGGAACAGGCCGUCCGGUCUUGACUGAGGAAGAAAAAGUUGCUUGUUUCGCUAGAAAAAGCUACUUGUUUCUGUUCAGCAAAGAUUAACAGCAAAAUCCAAUCAUACAAGCGCAUGUUGCCUGUCUUCUUCUUUCCCGUUUUGAAUGAGUGUUGAUGCAUAUCAUGACUGCAUCUGUGAAGUUAGUUUACUUGCAGAAUAAAUUUUUCAAGUAGUAUAUCCUAAGAUACAAUCGAUUGGUUGAGAACUUUUAUUAGGGUCUAAUUAUCAGUUAUCCAACUAUUGAACACUGUCGGCUUUCUGGUCAGCAAGCAUUGCAUUGGUGGACUGGAUUAUUCAAAUCAUGGACUCAGAUCUCAGAUUCACACUAUGCAAUAGUUUUUCAUAUAGAGCAUAUGGCAAUGCAUAUAUGAUUCGAUACUUAGGGAUUUAACAUGGUUUUAUUAUUCCUGGGUCAGGCACAACCUUAGAUUCAUGUUGACUAGGACGUGUCAACUGCCCAAUAAUGCUCUCACAUGGCACUUAAACAGUUGCUUCCUUGUUGUAUUUGCAUUACAACAACUCACGUUAAUGAUUGCAUAAAUAUAUUUCAUGAGAAUUGCAGCCAAUGGUUUGUACUCAAAAGGGUGGUUGGAAUCAGCACAGUUUUGAUGACGGCACAACAUCGCACGAGGUGAGGGACAUUGAUAGUAUUGGGCCCCAGAAGAAGGUAAUUCAUUCAUUGCCUUUUGAAGUGAGGACAAAAUCGUUCCUUCUGAAUGUUAGUAUGUGCAUGACUCAUUUGAAAAAGAUUGUUUUGGAAAUAUAUUGGAUUGGGGGA
This is a messenger RNA of Syzygium oleosum, 3298 nucleotides long. Its product is annotated as ATP-dependent DNA helicase Q-like 1. Gene Ontology annotation, cellular component: chromosome; nucleus; cytoplasm. Lineage: Eukaryota; Viridiplantae; Streptophyta; Magnoliopsida; Myrtales; Myrtaceae. The transcript has 9 exons. Gene Ontology annotation, biological process: double-strand break repair via homologous recombination. The record is from RefSeq and is a predicted model, not a curated record. Gene Ontology annotation, molecular function: four-way junction helicase activity; nucleic acid binding; ATP binding. The coding region runs from base 105 to 1844 and encodes 579 amino acids.